AUGGGGUUCAAAACUCUCUGUUUGGGACUGUUUUGUAUUAGCUUUUUAUCUUAUAUUUAUACACCUGUACCAGACAACAUUGAAGAAACCUGGAAAGUAAUGGCUUUGGAUGCAGUUGCUAAAACUUGCACAUUUAUGGCUCUGUGUCUUGAAAAUAUAGGUAUCAUGAGAUAUGAAGAUUUCAUUUCCAUGAUAAUCAGGCUGGAUUACAUCCAGCCACUUUCAGAUGAAUACGUCACAGUGAUUGAUACGGCUUUUGUUGACAUCCCUGUACGUUUGUACCUACCCAAGAGAAAGUCAGAAAUCCCCAGAAGAGCUGUGAUCUACAUUCAUGGAGGUGGUUUUUGUUUUGGAAGUUUCAAGCAGAGGGCUUUUGACUUCCUGAAUAGAUGGACUGCAGAAAGACUUGAUGCUGUUGUUGUAGGAAUGGACUACAGACUAGCUCCUGAGCAUCACUUUCCUGCACAGUUUGAAGAUGGCAUUACUUUACUGAAGUUUUUUCUUCAGGAUGAAAUUCUUGCAAAAUAUGGAGUAGAUCCUACCCGAAUUGCUAUUUCAGGAGACAGUUCUGGGGGCACUCUGGCAGCUGCCUUGACUCAGCAGGUGCAGAUUGAUCCUGAAGUCAGACAUAAAAUCAAGCUGCAGGCCUUACUGUAUCCUGGUUUACAGGUAAUUGACUCUUACGUGCCAUCUCACCGAGAAAAUGAACAUGGCGUAGUUCUGACACGGGACAUAGCCAUAAAACUCGUGAGUUUGUUCUUCACUAAGGAUGAAGCACUUCCCCGGGCGAUGAGAAGAAACCAGCACAUGCCUCUGGAGUCCAGACCUCUGUUUAAGUUUGUUAACUGGAGUACUCUUCUUCCUGACAAGUAUAGAAAGAACCAUGUUUACUCUGAACCAAUGCUCGGAAGGUCUGCUUAUUCACUGCCAGCGCUGAUGGACAGCAGAGCAUCACCGUUGUUGGCCAGUGAUGCCCAGUUACAGAACUUGCCACUAACCUAUGUUCUUACCUGUCAGUAUGAUCUCCUAAGAGAUGAUGGACUUAUGUAUGCUUCAAGACUCCAAAAUCUUGGAGUUCAAGUUGCUCAUGAACAUGUUGAGGAUGGAAUCCAUGGAGCAUUAUCAUAUAUGACAUCACCACUUAACUUACGUAUAGGUCUGAGGAUAAAAGAUAUGUAUAUUACUUGGCUAGAUAAGAAUUUAUAA
This is a messenger RNA of Nannospalax galili (Upper Galilee mountains blind mole rat), 1206 nucleotides long. Its product is annotated as arylacetamide deacetylase-like 2. Gene Ontology annotation, cellular component: membrane. The record is from RefSeq and is a predicted model, not a curated record. Gene Ontology annotation, molecular function: carboxylic ester hydrolase activity. Lineage: Eukaryota; Metazoa; Chordata; Mammalia; Rodentia; Spalacidae. The transcript is spliced from 5 exons. Bases 1 to 1206 code for a protein of 401 amino acids.